Stomoxys calcitrans (stable fly) is the source of this 2373-nucleotide messenger RNA. It is a transcript of the gene deltaCOP, whose product is annotated as coatomer subunit delta. The record is from RefSeq and is a predicted model, not a curated record. Bases 139 to 1716 code for a protein of 525 amino acids. Lineage: Eukaryota; Metazoa; Arthropoda; Insecta; Diptera; Muscidae. Gene Ontology annotation, cellular component: cytosol; COPI vesicle coat. Gene Ontology annotation, biological process: Golgi localization; endoplasmic reticulum to Golgi vesicle-mediated transport; retrograde vesicle-mediated transport, Golgi to endoplasmic reticulum. The transcript is spliced from 7 exons.
UCAUUAAAUUAAUCGAACACGUCAGCUAGGCUAUCUCCAAAAACUGAAAUUCUUUUAGUUUUCAGGCUGAAAAGUGUAUUAAUUUGUAAUAAUACUUGAAAUUAUCAAUUAAUCAGGCACACUUCAACUCAAUACAAAAUGGUUCUUAUAGCGGCAGCGGUGUGUACCAAGAAUGGCAAAGUGAUUAUUUCACGACAAUUUGUGGAGAUGACUAAGGCACGCAUUGAGGGUCUUUUGGCAGCAUUCCCCAAGCUAAUGACAGCGGGCAAACAGCAUACAUACGUGGAAACCGAUUCGGUACGUUAUGUCUAUCAGCCAAUGGAGAAGUUAUAUAUGCUUCUAAUCACCACCAAAGCCAGUAAUAUUUUGGAGGAUUUAGAGACUUUGCGUUUGUUUUCUAAAGUCAUACCUGAAUACUGUCAUACUCUGGAGGAGAAGGAAAUUUUGGAAAAUGCUUUUAAUUUGAUUUUUGCUUUCGAUGAAAUCGUGGCCUUGGGCUAUAGAGAAAGUGUUAAUUUGGCCCAAAUCAAGACAUUCGUGGAGAUGGAUUCGCAUGAGGAGAAACUGUAUCAGGCUGUAAGGCAGACACAAGAACGAGAGGCCAGGCAGAAAAUGCGUGAGAAGGCUAAGGAGUUGCAGAGACAACGCAUGGAGACAGCCAAACGUGGCGGUCCCAUGAGCGGUGGCAUGGGAAGUCGCUCUAGUGGCGGCUUUAGUUCGGAUGGUUUUGGGGCAAAUACAACCAACAUGGGCAUGGGUGGCAUAAGUGGAGGACCCUCAAUUGAAAUGGAUAAGCCAAUAGCUCCCAAGCCACAAAAACCAGUUUCUCGCAAUGCCUUGAAAUUGGGUGGCAAAACAAAAGAUGUCGACAGCUUUGUGGACCAACUUAAUAGUGAGGGUGAAAAGAUUGCUAAAUUGACCCCGGCCUCUGCAGGCAAUAACUCUGCUGUUACUGCUGCCAAGGCAAAAAUCAUUUCCGAUGUUCCCAUGGAUAGUAUUCAUUUGAAGAUGGAAGAUAAACUUGUGGUGCGCAUUGGCCGUGAUGGUGGUCUACAACAAUUCGAGUUAUCCGGCCUCUUGACUUUGCGCAUUUCCGAAGAGAACAUGGGACGUAUUAAAGUGGCUUUGGAGAACAACGAUGCGCAUGGCAUUCAAUUGCAAACACAUCCAAAUGUCGAUAAGGAAUUAUUCAAAACACGUUCGAUUAUUGGCUUAAAGAAUCCUGCCAAACCUUUCCCUCUGAAUACAGAUGUUGGUGUGCUAAAGUGGCGUUUUGUAACACAGGAUGAAUCUGCUAUACCAUUGACAAUAAACUGUUGGCCUUCAGAGAAUGGUGAAGGUGGCUGCGAUGUUAACAUUGAAUAUGAAUUGGAGGCUCAACAUUUGGAAUUACAAGAUGUUUCUAUUGCUAUACCAUUGCCCAUGAGUGUUCAGCCACAAGUUGCCGAGUAUGAUGGCACCUAUAACUAUGAUGCCCGUAAACACAUUUUGCAGUGGAAUAUUCCUAUCAUUGAUGCUGCUAACAAAUCUGGAUCGAUGGAAUUCAGUUGUAAUUCUUCUAUUCCCGGAGAUUUCUUCCCAGUACAGGUCACAUUUGUUUCUAAAACUCCCUAUGCAGCCAUUAAAGCCAAAGAUGUGGUUUUGGUGGACACUGAGGCGCCAGUGAAGUUUUCAACAGAAAAUAUUUUAUAUGCGGAUAAAUAUGAAGUUGUUUAAAGUAGACUUUCUCUUUCUCCCCCCUCAAGAAUCGAUGGAUUCGAUACACUUUUUUUUAUAGAAAUAUUGUAUAUGUAUGUAUUACAUCCACACACACACACACACCCACACACUCAUAUGAGUUAUCGUUUAAAUCUCUCAUCAUCAAUAUUAUUAUGAAAUCCAAGGAUGAUUGGGAAUGCAAAUUUAUUAUUUUAUCAAAACAACUAUUCCAAUGCUUUAUCCUAUAAUCAUCAUAUUUUUUUAUAUAUAUAGAGUUGUCUUUGUUUUUUUUUGAGUCUGUAUGUUAAAAACAUAGAUUCUUAAGUUUGUGUUUUGUAUUGGAGAAGAAAAAAAAAACGGAAAAACAAAUGAGUAAUAUUUAGCUGGUGUAAAUCGUUGGUUUAAACAACAGCUGCUUAUAAAAAGUUUUUCCUUCAAAAGUUUAUGUUUAUUGAUAUAACGAUUUUUUUGUUUGUUUAUCAUACAUCAUUAAGAGAUACAGCCCCUGCUGCAGAAAUGUAUUCGAAAAUAGCAUAUUCCAUAAUCUAUCUUGAACUAUAAAUACAAGAAAAAUAAUUUUAUAAAAAUUUAAAAAGAAACAAAUAUGUGAAUGAAAAUUAGUUAAAGAAAGAUACACCAAGAAAUAAUAAAUAAAUGAUAAGAAAAAACAACAAA